UCCUCUGCUAUCAGUUGUGCUUUGGUACGUUCCGUUCGAUUUUAAGGAUCUGGCAGAGCUUUGCACUCAUCAGCAACAAGAUAAUCAGAGGGUCGAAAGAGAGAGGGGGAUACAGCGCAAAAAAGAGAACGUGUAGAAAAAUCCAGGAGAAAUACUCCGAGCAGCACAUUCAAAAUUCAUAUCAUUACAGUCAUAAUCAUAAAAUAUUUACAGUGUAUCCUGUAAACCACGUGUAUAUCGAAGAAGGCGGCGGGUUUGCAGCGGCAUUUACCGUUGAAAGUUUAGCUUACAAAUAGUGCGGCAUCCUUUGAUUUCGUUUGUAACGUGUUAAGAAUUCAGCGAAAAAAGUCUAUCUUAAAGUGCGGGGAAUCAUCAUCAAAGUAGACUCAUGCUAGAAUCUUUCACCAGCAACGCGUGGUUUCAGAGUGUCCUUUUUCAAUACUCGACGACCGGAUUAUGUAAAUGAACUUGCACUCUGUUGCGCCUUUGUUCGGGUUCCGUGCAGUGUGAUCUACGAGUUGAAUUCUUCCUCUUCUGGGCUAUCAAGCAUUCUGCUGAAAGUAAAGCAAGCAAAAAUUAAAAAAAAAUCCAAGUUCAUUCUACUCUCGAGUACCAGCACACGGAGGAAAAUCCCGAGUGAAAGAACCACCAGUAGCAUCAUUUGGAGGAGUAUUUGACAUUGGGAUUACUACCACCUAAUACCUGCUAAGAGGCGCACACAGCAUAUCUCGAAUGAUUGGAGUUUCAUCGAGAACCAUCAUGACGCUUUUAAACUUCUGUGUUCUGGCAUCCCUGUCAUCGUUGGAAACGACACAUAAUUCGAUGACAGCUGGGCAGAACGAAAACGGAAUCGAAGAAACCAUUGUUAAACAGAAAUUAUAAAGUGCCACGAGGAAAAUCUUAUACCUAACAACGUUUAGUUAAGUUUGUUACAACUAUAGUAUCUCUCCUUAAAAAGUUUCUUCCGACCCUUUUUCUAAACAAAACAGUUUUUAACUGUAUUCUGCAAGUGAUACGGACCACGAUUCCCGGAGCACAAAUUCCUACACUAUGCAACAAAUGGAAUGUUACCAAUAAGCUUGGAAAUAAUUUCAAUUAUAACUGUUCUGAUAGGGAUUAUUGUAAACGGCUAUAUACUACUUAUUGUUACCUUUACGAAGCAAAUUGCCUAUGUUAAUAAGAUUUUGCUUUUACAUUUGGGUGUAGUUAACACGUUAAUAUGUUUCACGUACCUAACCUUCUCCGUCAUGAGCCUGCUGAACUUGCUCGUUUUGGUGGAUAUCGCAUGCAUUCUGUUUGGUUUGAGCUUUAAUAUUAUGCAUUCGGUUGCACUAUGGAAUCUGUGCGCGUUAAACUUUGACAGGUACUUUGCGAUUGCCUCGCCACUUCAUUACGGAGCACUAAUCAAUACCAAAAAGGUAUUGAUCGGCCUCGGCUGUGGAUGGAUCGUCUCAAUCCUGUUUGGCUUUCCGCAGCUACUCCGGGUGGCUCCGUAUCAUUACGAUGCGCGCUACGAGUACUGUCUGCCCGAUUUCAGGACCACCGGAUCACUCGUCUACAGCACCAGCCUGACGGCGUUCACCAUAUUUCUUCCAAUCAUACUCAUUUUUGGAUGUAAUAUGAAGGUACUCAUGAUCGCGCGCUACCAGAGACACCGUAUCGCAUCGGCAAUACUGGAAGUAACACUAUCAGCUCAACUGACAAUCACGCACCAGCGAAAUCCAUUCUUUAUACCGAGCUUUACCAGUGCGAUUCAAAAUCCCGCUGGCCUUAAAAUUCACGCCCACAGUCCAGUGUCGAACAUUUUCCAAUUGGUGGGAUCCAUCAUCUUUAUCUACUGUCCUUUCUAUAUCUGUAACCUGUGGAACAAUAUCAUCGAAGCGGUUAGCGGAAAUCGAGCGUUGAGCGGAGGCGAAAAACAAAAUGUAGAGACUGAUUUAUCAAUACCAAAGAUUGUUUUACAAACCUCGGCAACUUUACUACUGUUAUCUCCGUUUGUAAAUGCGUUGUUGUAUGGGAUAAAGAAUAAGAUUAUAAGAAAAUCGUUUCACAAUUUUUGGCGAAAGCAAAAGUCCAAAAUUGAGAUACACUAUGAAAUACAGGCACGGACACCAUCGACCUGUGGUUCCAGACGGCCAUCCAUCAAUGGGGCAGGCUCAGCACAACCUUUGCUGCACCGGCAGCUGUCGGAGACGUUUCUAGAGAUUAGCAAGGCUGACAUCAAUAAUAUACAAUCAGAUAUUAAGCUAAGGUCUGAAUCGUUGUGGUCUUCGAAUUCAAAGCUCUCGAGUUACUCAGUAUUAAACAGUCCAACGGGGAAUGUGACGACGUCUAAUCUAACACCCGGUCCGCUAAACUCGGCCGAACCGAAGUUUGUCUAUCUGAAUCCAACACCGUCGACCUCAUCGGCAACUCCAUCGACAUCUCCUCAACCUCCGCCAUCAUCACCCGUGUCAUCGUCAUCGUCUGGAAUCCCUGGCCCGCAUGCUGAUACACCUGCCCCACCGAUCGCACAUUGUAGUAGUACCAAUAGUAAUAAUACUAGCAGCAGCGGCAGCAGUGGUCCCUCCAAGAUUGCCUGCAAUAUCAAAAGUGCCGUCAGGCAUUAUUCAUCCCACAGUACAAAGCCAAAGAUAAAGAUAACUAAGACAUUCUCAGAGGAAAAGCAACCUUCACCGAAACACACCGGGAUCAAACAUCCGCUAGACGACAUGGCCCGACCGAAGGCCGGUCCCAGCAACACAAAGUCACUCUUCAAUUUGGGCCUCCUAGUCGACGAUAACCUUCUGAUGGAGUCCUCGUCCGGUGUCGUCCAUCAUCAGCGAGCAGCGGCGGACAAAAAGGCAGAUGACAUUCCGAUUCCGUUGGCCCCGCAGAGGACAAUCAAUUCGUCUCCGUUCAAAAAGUAUUCUUCACUACAAGAAAUAUCAAUUACUAGUACUACGGCCACUAUUUGUGAUAUCCUGAAAUAAGAGGGUGGCCACAGCGUGAGGUGGACUGGGUCGAAACUGGUCGAUUUUUUAUUUUCAUAGAAAAUAUAUGAGCUUUCACAUUCAAAUGAAGAAUCCAAAGUUUGGAACUAUAAAAGGCACUCUUUGAUGCUUUCAGUUACUUUUUGGAGAAGAAUGAAAAUCUAUCUGAAAUAUUAAAUAGAUUAAUAGAGAGAGAUUAUUGCAUUUCUUAUUGAGAAAAAGUAGUAGAGUAGAGGUCAAGAAAACAUGCGUAGUACCAGAAACAAUAUUUUUUAUCCUUAUUUACAUAAGCAUUGUGAUUCUAACUAAAUAUUAUAUAGCGGAGUUAAUAUGUAAGUGCAUAAGUCCAAAGUCUAGGAAUCGUUAAAUCAACCGAUACACUAAGAGCAAGUUCACUGGUGUUGGGUAAAAGUGGUAGAAAUUUUGACACUUACGGCACAUUUUGAAAAUUUUGCCAUGUAAAAACAUUUUCAAGAUCUGUGGCCUUCUAGUUUUUUAACAACACGUGUUGUAUUUUCGCAUGCUGUGAUGCAAAAAUAGCAAUAUUUCUAUAUCAUACGGCUGAAAUAGAAACAGUGUUGUAAAAAAAUACAACGCCCUAAGAUCUUGAAAACAUUUUUGCAUGGUAAAAUUUUCAAAAUGUCAAAAUUUCUACCACUUUUUCCCAACACCAGUGAACUUGCUCUAACGAGUUGGAAAUAUGACACCUUUGCACAACCUUAGGUUUCAAAAAUUAAACAAAGUGUAACAAUGUUACACUGUAACAUAGAAGAACACUCUCGAAGUAUACACUCAUGCUUUUUUACCUACUUAGGCUCUAACUAGAAAGAAAAAUUGAUCGCUCACAAUGUACCCGAUUAAAAAGAAAUAACUUGCGAAAUGAUAUUAACAAGUCUAACAAAGAUAACAGAGAUUUAGAUUCACAUUUUAACUGAAAAUUAUUUUCGUAGUAACCAAGAAAUUUUUUUUUUCAUUUUUGAUAGUACUAAAUUCAGGCUUUUUUAUACAAACCAUGAUUCACCAAUAUGACUCAGUCCACCAGUGAAAAAUGAACGGCCAAUUAAAACCAAAAAGAAAUAAUCAUCUAGCAAAGGAUUCUUAGAAUGUCACGUUGAGUAUUGUAAUACCAAAAAAAACCCAUAGACUUGUUACUAGUUAUAGAUGAAUGUUGAGCAAAGCCCCCCACCCCAAAACAAAAGAAAAGUUCGCAUCUCACUAGACAUUUAACUCUGCAAACAUGGAAAAAGUUAAAAAGUUUAGAUGAACAAAAAACCAAAGAUGAAAAUCUAGUCAUUGAGGCG
This is a messenger RNA of Uranotaenia lowii, 4273 nucleotides long. Its product is annotated as alpha-1A adrenergic receptor-like. Gene Ontology annotation, cellular component: membrane; photoreceptor outer segment. Gene Ontology annotation, molecular function: G protein-coupled receptor activity. The record is from RefSeq and is a predicted model, not a curated record. The coding region runs from base 1065 to 2972 and encodes 635 amino acids. Gene Ontology annotation, biological process: G protein-coupled receptor signaling pathway. NCBI's taxonomy places the organism in Eukaryota, Metazoa, Arthropoda, Insecta, Diptera, Culicidae. The transcript is spliced from 7 exons.